CCGUAUCUGGAUUCUCGAGUCGGCCUUCUCUCCUCCUCUCCCUCCUUCCCUCGCACUGUGUAGGCCACUCAGAAAAACUAAAUUCUCACAGUCCGACCAAAUUCUCCCAUCUCUUUUACCUUCUGCUAUCUUCCGAAACCGAUUUUUAUUAAUUGCCAAGGUUAAAGCAGCAGCGAGGUUGAAGAUUCUGGAAUGGGGACUGAAGCUGGCUGGUUCAUUCUUGGUCAAGAUCAACAACUGAUUGGCCCUUAUACAACUGCUGAGUUAAGAGAGCAUUAUUCAAAUGGGUAUCUUGUGGAGAACACCCUUGUGUGGUCGGAAGGGUGGAAUGAUUGGAAACCGCUCUCUUCAAUUCCUGGGCUGUUGACGGAUCUUCCUAAACUCAGUGCUGGUUCUCCAAAUGGUGUGGUCUCUGUUAACGAUGAAGAUGAGUUUGAAAAGUUUCAAAAGGAGAUCAAACAGGCUGAAGCUGAGGCUGAACAAGAGAUCAAUGGUGAUAUAGAGAGGCCUUCCACUCCACCCGAGGGAGAAGAAGAAUUCAUUGAUGAUGAUGGUACACAAUAUAAGUGGGACAAAGUUAUUAGGGCUUGGGUUCCUCAGGAAACUGCAUCUGAAAGCAAUAUGUAUGGUAUGGAAGACAUGGUUUAUGUGAAAGAGGAUGAAGUCUUUCCAACACUAGAAGCGGAGGAUAGCAAGGAAUCUAAUGAAAGUAAGGAAAGAAACAGUAGCAAGAGAAAACUGCCUGAGGAAACUUCUGAGAAGAAGGAAGCCAACAAACCCCCUGAUAGCUGGUUUGAAUUAAAAGUAAAUACUCAUGUAUAUGUGACCGGAUUACCAGAAGACGUUACCGUUGAGGAGAUUGUUGAAGUAUUUUCCAAGUGUGGAAUCAUAAAAGAGGACGUGGAUACAAAAAAGCACAGAGUGAAGAUUUAUUUUGACAAAGAAACUGGAAGGAAAAAGGGUGAUGCUCUGGUUACAUAUAUGAAGGAAGCUUCUGUUGAACUUGCCACCAAGAUUCUGGAUGGGGCACCACUGCGGCCUGGUGACAAGAUUCUUAUGUCAGUUACACGAGCUAAGUUCGAACAGAAAGGAGAUAAAUUCAUAACCAAACAAAUAGAUAAGCAAAAAAAGAGGAAGCUUCAAAAGGUUGAACAUAAGAUGCUUGGUUGGGGUGGUCGGGAUGAUGAAAAAGUGUCAAUUCCAGCCACUGUUGUUCUUCGUCAUAUGUUUUCACCAGCUGAGCUAAGGGCAGAUGAGAGUUUGCUGCCUGAGUUGAAGGAAGAUGUUAAGGAGGAGUGUGCAAAACUAGGACCUGUUGAUUCAAUUAAGGUAUGUGAGAAUCAUCCACAAGGAGUUAUUUUGAUCAGAUUCAAAGACAGGAAGGAUGCACGGAAAUGCAUCGAGUUGAUGAACGGCCGAUGGUUUGGUGGGAGACAGGUACAUGCGAGUGAGGACGAUGGUUCUGUGAACCACUCUCUGGUGAGAGAUUGGGAAGGGGAAGCUGAGAGGUUGGAGAAGUUUGGGGCUGAGCUAGAAACCGAUGACACCCACUCCAGUAAAAUCUGACUCUCCCACGUAAAAUUCCAAAUUUACCCUAUUACUGUUGGAAUGCUUCUGUUUAACCGAUUGUGUAUGUUACACUCACCCCUAGUCCAUAUGUGGAAUAUGAUAGAAGAGAUUAUAUAUGGGCAUCUUUACAAAAAUCACUAAGACUAUUUUUAGCUGGAUUUGGUCUAUUGAAGUCCAGUUCUUUUGACACUAGGGCUAGUGUCAUAAUAUGACACGGAUCCAUUUAAAGAUCCCGUUGCUCUGUUUGAUCCCAAACUCACAAACUUUUCUCCCUAGUUUGCCCUUUACCCCUCUCUUGUGGUUUUGCCCAUAUGCUACAGUGAACAUUGUAGCACAUGAGUGAAACAGGGUGAGAAGGUUGGGUGUUUGUAAGGGGAGAAUGAAUCACUCCAGGAUCGAACGGAACAUUGUAAGAGCCUUAAAUGGGUCCAGUGCAAAAGAACCAGGAUGUGGUCUAGAUAUCAAAUUUUUUUAAUGAAGGCUAAAAGUUUUG
Cuscuta campestris is the source of this 2062-nucleotide messenger RNA. The record is from the annotation of a GenBank genome assembly. Lineage: Eukaryota; Viridiplantae; Streptophyta; Magnoliopsida; Solanales; Convolvulaceae.